Botrytis deweyae is the source of this 1863-nucleotide messenger RNA. RefSeq lists its product as uncharacterized. The transcript has 2 exons. NCBI's taxonomy places the organism in Eukaryota, Fungi, Ascomycota, Leotiomycetes, Helotiales, Sclerotiniaceae. Gene Ontology annotation, molecular function: protein binding. The coding region runs from base 1 to 1863 and encodes 620 amino acids. The record is from RefSeq and is a predicted model, not a curated record. Gene Ontology annotation, cellular component: nucleus.
AUGGACAUAGACUAUACAAUAAUUGGCACGGCAAAAGACCUGGGAAAUGGCCUCUUUUCAACAGUCGAUUUAAAUUCUGGAGAUUCUAUCAUUGUCAUACAAAAACCCCUUUUAUUGAUUGCCGAGAAUCAGGCACUGCAUCGAGUGUGCGCCAAUUGUUUUCUAGAAGCAGGAGAAGGAGUGGAGCUACAGCCCUGCUCGAGUUGCGGUGUUGUCAAUUUUUGUUGUGGUGAUUGCGAAAAGUUGUCACUGAAUUCCGAGGGUUCCCACGGAGCAGAAUGUGACCUUUUCAAAUCAAGAAAGCCAUUUGAACAUUCUAGAUCACAGAUCAGCGCUCAAGCCGUAACAAAUACUGCCUGUGCUUAUUCAAAUUGUCGGUUGAAAAAAGCAACCUUGAACUGUAUUGGCUGCAAGGCAGUGAAUUACUGCGGUAAAAAAUGCGAAGACCUAGACCGCUCACAUCAUGAGAAACAAUGCAAGGCCAUCCAAUCGCAAAGUCUUGGGAACUCUUUAAACAAGAUGCUUCCUACAGCUGUGCGUGGUACCAUCCAAUUGGUUAGCAACCCGGCAGUAUUGGCAAAAGAUUCACCUUUAAUGGACCUUGAAUCUCACGAGGACGACCUCAGAAGCGUCCAAUCAAAAUGGGAUGAUAUAUCAUUACAAGCCCAUGGUGUAGUGAAUCUUCUUCAACGGAAACCAGAAUUUGUCAAAUAUGCUCUUGAGUCUCUCUGUCGGCUCUCUACUAAUGGGUUUCGUGUCGAAUCUAAUAUUGGCAAUGGUCCAAUUGGACUAUGUCUUGAUCCCCUGCUGGCACGCGCUAAUCAUCGCUGUCACCCAAACUCAGCUAUAACAUUCGAUGGAAAGCGUGCUACCCUCCGAGCUCUUUCUCCUAUCGCAAAAGGAGAGCAAAUAUUCAUAUCCUAUAUCGACGAAACACAACGACGAGAAGUUCGACGAGAAGCCUUGGCGAAAACUUGGUUUUUUCAAUGCCUUUGUUCUCGCUGCACAAUAUUCCAAAGUAUAUAUGGUGAUCUCGUAGAUUAUCCCAUGGUUUCAACGCCUGUACUUGAUAAGCUCGUCAAUUUCCAAGAAACUUACAAGUUUGCAAAGGCUAGAGUAGCAGACGAAAAUCCAGAGACAAUCACCAGGCUCUUCUCUCUACUCCAUGUAUUACGACAUAUCGAAGUUACGAUCUCAAAUGCUCAUAAAAUCUACCAGAAUAUUGACCGACGUCUAGAGUUUUUCAAUAAAGCUUUAAGGAAUUUAAAUGAUUUCAUCCUCUUACAGCGUUACGCGCAACAACCUUUACCAACAGUCCUUAAUGAAAUCUAUCUUAUUUAUCUAGAAAAAGAGGACUAUAUCUCUGCGCUUAUCGUACUAAUUUUUUUGAUCAUUCAAGCUGAUCCCUUUAAUUACCCAAGUCCAUAUCAUCCGCAACGUGUUACUAGGAUACUAGCAUUACAACGAUUGUGUAAAUUCCUUGCAAGCUUGGACCCAGAAGAGUUCGGGAAAUGGGAGACGGAGAACCUGAACAAAGGAAGGCGAGGGAGUCUAAAGAAUAUCGACUGGAUUAGUACGUGUCAGUUGGUUAUGUAUGGAUUAAGAGAGACAGGAAACAGAUGCUGGGGAAAACAAAGUGGGGUUAUGAGGGGAGUGGAGGUGGAUAUUACGGAUGUGGAGAGUAUUCAGGAGAAGAGGGGAGAUGGAGAGGUAGGGAGGACGUUGAAAACAUCGGCUAGGGGAAAGGAUGCUAGUGGAUUGGGCGAGGUUUAUGCGGAGAGGUUGGGGAUGGGGCUGAGGGAGCUAUCUGGCUUGGUGUGGGAUGUUUUGGGGGUUGCGAAGGAGGGGAUGGAGGCUAAUUAA